Colletes gigas is the source of this 1371-nucleotide messenger RNA. RefSeq names its product ataxin-7-like protein 3 (gene Sgf11). Gene Ontology annotation, molecular function: transcription coactivator activity. The transcript has 2 exons. Bases 299 to 1288 code for a protein of 329 amino acids. Gene Ontology annotation, biological process: positive regulation of DNA-templated transcription; regulation of transcription by RNA polymerase II. The record is from RefSeq and is a predicted model, not a curated record. Lineage: Eukaryota; Metazoa; Arthropoda; Insecta; Hymenoptera; Colletidae. Gene Ontology annotation, cellular component: DUBm complex; SAGA complex.
GCACGAAUCUCCGCGCUCCUCCGACGGUCUGGUAGGUAACACUGCUUCGGAGUGUCAUCGUGUAGAUAGUGUCAAAAAUUAUGGUACGAGUUUAGUUUUCAGUAUCAGUAUUCAGAAACUGUUACUUAAACACGUGCAAUAAACGAGAAUGAAUUGCUUCGUUUAAUAGAAAGCGUCUAAAUUCGACCAACGUGAUUCAAGUUGAAAGACCAAGACUGCACAUGCUACGGACUAGAGUUGUCAUUCCGGGACAGUAAACAGAACGACGUUUCGUUCUUCGAUUACCCGAACGUUUAAAAUGUCCGUGACUGAGGAAAGAAUUCAAGAAUUAAAUAGACGCUUUCUGGAGUUUAUGAACAAAGGUGAGAAUGUAGAAUCAGCUACGAAAGAAAUUUACGAGGAUCUCCUCGAUGAAGUGGUAAUGGGAUUUGUUUUCGACGUACAUCGAACUACAAAAACUGGUAGUUCGGAUGUUGAGGAGGGUAUACCUGACGACGAAUCGUAUGCUAUUGUAGAUUCUCCAGGAUUGGAUGUAUUUGGUCAACACCCUGUAAAAAAAUCUCAAGAAUGCAACUGUCCAAAUUGUGACAGAGGAGUGGCAGCAUGUCGUUUUGCAACUCACUUAGAGAAGUGCAUGGGUAUGGGACGAAACAGUUCACGAAUUGCAUCAAGACGUAUAGCAAAUAACUCAAAAGAUCUUAGCAACUUCAGUGGUGUAAUAAGUGAUGAUGAUGAUGAUGUUGAUUGGAGUUUAAAUAACGAUAAACGUAAACGCAGAAAAGACCGUAAUGGUAUUAAAAGAACAAAACAGCAAAAAAAUAAUCAAAGAAACGGAGAAAGCAUGAAUGAACACAUUCAUAGCAGCAAUGAAAAUUCUCCAUCAAAUUAUGAAAAUAUGUCUUUAGAAGACAAACGAAUUCUGUUAACUCAGAUUUGUGGAGUAGUGUCUGAACAUACUAAAAAGUUAUGUACAAGAUCCAUGCGAUGCCCACAACACACAGAGGAUCAAAGGAAGGAAAUGAGAGCAAAUUUAGAAUCUGGAAAUAACACACAAACUGGUCAAGAUAAUCUACAUGUAGAUGUAGAUACCUAUGAAGAAGGAGAUGGACAGAAUUUGAGAGAAGCUUUGGCGCGUUGGGAUCGUGAAGGAUCAAGUCAUUCGAGUCCAGCAGAUUCAACAUCUACCACAUCCACAUCUUCAAUAAGUAGAAAACGGGAAACAAAGACUAAAGGGAAAGGCAAAGGGUCCAAACGCGACCGUGGAUCCCCCAUUUCGCAAGGCGAUUAAAAUAGUGUAUUUAAUUUAUUUUUUAGUAAUAUAAACUUUCUAACAGGGAAAAUUAUGUAAUAAUAAUGUUCCUAUGCAUUGUA